CCCGACCUCCUCUCCCCUUUAUCGUCAUCGCCUGGUCCAUAGCUAUGGAGCCUACAAACGGCACGGGCACGAGCACAGGCAGCGGCGGCGGCAGCAGCAGCGGCCCAACCCGGCGCACAGGCGAGCGGCAGUCGGUCACAGUGCGUGUGCCGGCCACCAGUGCCAACGUGGGCAGCGGCUUUGACUGCAUCGGGCUGGCAUUGGACAUCUGGAAUGACCUCACCGUCGAGCGCAGCGACGUCUUCGAGAUAGCCAUCGACGGCGAGGGCGCCGAGAGGCUGCCGCGGGACGAGAGCAACCUGGUGGUGACGGGCAUGAGGGCGGCCUUCAAGACGGCGGGGAAGCCGGUGCCCACACUCAAGUACACUUGCGUCAACCGCAUCCCCUUCGCCAGGGGGCUGGGCAGCAGCUCCGCCGCCAUCGUGUCUGGCCUUGUGGCGGGCCUGGUGCUGACGGGCCACGAGCUGCCGGUGGAGGGCGAGGAGGCGUUGCUACAGCUGGCGUGUGGCAUCGAGGGCCACCCGGACAACGUGGCGCCGGCCAUCUACGGCGGCCUGCAGAUCGGCGUGCACACUGGCGACAGGUGGUACACCAGCCGCAUUCAGAUGGGCCCCGGCCUGCAGGCGGUCCUCUUCCUCCCCGACCACAUUCUCGAGACCUCGGCUGCCCGCGCCGUGCUCCCAGACAAGGUGCCUCGAAAGGACGCGAUUUUUAACGUCAGUCGAGCGGCUUUGCUGGCCAACGCAUUCGCGACGGGCAACAUGAAGGAGCUCCAGAUGGCCAUGGAGGACAGCCUGCACCAGCCCUACCGGGCCGCACAGAACCCCCACCUCUACCCCCUGGUUGCGGCCGCCAUCAAGGCCGGCUCUCACGGCGCUUGUCUGUCCGGUGCGGGGCCGGCGAUCUUCGCCUUGACGAGCGGUGCCAAGGGUGACAUCUACAGUCAGAGGAAGGGCGAGAGGGCGGAGCAGAUCGUGGCCGACUGCAUGCUCAAGGCCGCGGAGGAGACCAACGCCAAGGGCAGGAUAUUCAUCACCAGCCCCACAGAGAGGGGGGCGCAUGUGGUCAGUGCCGACCCGCCUUUCAGCGACUUGAGGGUGCUGCACUUCAGCACGGCGGGCACACCGCUGUGAGAACGAUGAAUGUCAUCAGAGAGGGGAGGGGGAGGGAGGGGGAAAGGGGCACUUCGCUAUCUAUCCUAGAGCGUGUGUUCCCACCCGAGAUGUGUGGGUGGGUCGGCGGGUGUGUUUUUUCGUGCUGAUGCGGCCCGCUGUCUGUCUGUCUCUCCAAACGGAGGCAUUGCAUGCGGUGGUGCGCUGUGAUGGUGUGCGUGAUGAGACUGACUGGUGAAC
Molecule: messenger RNA, 1352 nt
Organism: Vitrella brassicaformis
Lineage: Eukaryota; Vitrellaceae
Source: the annotation of a GenBank genome assembly